AUUAUGUGAAGUUUUGUAAGUUACGUUGAAAGAUGCGCGUGGUUUGAUUUUUCCGUGGGUUUUUUUCGAGUAUUCAAAAUGAAUUGGAACGUUAUUAAUAUGUUUUCGGCCAAAAAAGUGAAGCUCCAUGGGAUGAAAUCAGAAAAAUGGACAACAAAAGAUAAAAUAAAUCAGUACAAAGGACUUAUCAGUCUUUAUACAAGAGAUCGGAAAAUUAUUGAACUCGAUACAAAUGUGACUCGGAGAAAACUCUCUAGGCUUAUAAAAGAUUUGCAAAAGGCGGUUUAUAAUGAUCGAAGGGAGUUGGACAACGAAAUUAGGGGUGAUAAACAGAAACUGCGUAAUACUUUAGCCGAGCAUAGGGAGCUUCAGUUGGCCUUCCAAAAUUCGCAACCGAAGAAAGUGAUUGAAGAAAUUAAACAGCGUAAUUUUAAUAAACGGAAAGUUUUGGACAGGUUGAAAUAUGAGAAAAAAAUGAGGUCGCAAAAAUUAAUAGAUUUAAAGUUGGAGCAAGCAUUACUGGAAGACCGUUUGAAAUACGCAUUUCUGGGGCAAAUCAAACAGGAAAAAGAAGCACAAAUUAUAACCGGCAAAUUACAAGACGCGAUUUUGCGAAAGGAAGGUGCCUCAGCUAUCUAUCACAUUUACCGUGAAAUAAUCGACAUUAUGAAAAAAGACGCUUUAUACUUUGAUGCGAUUAUAGCAACAGUGAGAAACGAUGGAUUUAGCCAAAGCAAAUGUUUCUUAGGUGCGACUAAACUCGGACAACUUGCGACGGAAUAUCUAGACGAUAGAAGACAAGAAUAUGACACACUUGAAAAAAUUAUAAUCAAAGAUAUGACUACUCGCAAAACUGACAUUCGCGUUUUGCAAGAACACGUUGAACAUGCGACUGCCAGCAUUAAAAUGUUGCUACGAAAAGAUAGUGAUAUUACAACAUGUGCUAGAAGUUUGAAGGAUUCCCCUAGCAUGGAAAAUCUGCGCAGAGAUGUGGACCAAGUUGAAAAAACUCUGGCUUUUCUUAAAAAUACAACGCUGGCACGGUCUUAUGAUGCAAUAUAUCCCUGUCUGGAAGAACAACUCAAGCAAAAACGGCGCUUGAAGCGACUAACAAGAAAAUGUGAACGCGACAGAGACAUUAUGUUGAACAAAACCAAUCACGCUAAUUUAAUGAAUUCGGUUUUGAAGACUUCGAUGAAUGAAACUACUGUCGAAUAUAAAGCAAGGAAGAAAGAAUUGAAGGAAGAAAUGGAAACAUUAAGAGAUGAAAAGCGUAGAUAUGAAAAACUCCUGCAAAGCAAGCGAACAAUAGCUGCGAAUAUUCGCAUAGCUUUGCGGCAACUUUUACAACUCUCCUACGAUAUUUCAGAUGACACUAGAAAGAAAUCUGCUCCAAGUUCACACCCUUUCGGCUUACUAGUCGAGAAAAAAGAAAAACCAGAAGAAACUGUCGAAGAUGAAAUCGACGGGUCGAAAAUUAUACCAAUUUUGGUUAGCAAGUUUACUCCUUUGAUGUCACAUUAUUUUGCGCUCAAACACGAGACAAAACCCGAUGAGGCUUUCAGGAAUAUUGAAUCAAUGAUGCAGGAGCGAAUGAUACCAGCAGAGCAAUCUGAAGAACCUCUAAGUGAAGCUUCCCUGUUGGAAGGUAUAUACGUUGAAGCCAGUGAGCAAUUGACAAGGGAGGAUAUCAAGAAGCAGAGCCAAGAAAUCGUGGCAGCGAAUACAAAAAAUGAAGACUUAGUUCCAUUAAUCGUCGUUCCUUUUAACAAAUGGAAGAAAAUGCAGAAGCAAAAAAAAUGAAGGGAUUUAAUGAUAAAUUAUCAAUAAAAAAUACUUAA
Messenger RNA from Tribolium madens (black flour beetle), 1841 nucleotides. Its product is annotated as hyaluronan-mediated motility receptor-like. Gene Ontology annotation, biological process: outer dynein arm assembly; cilium movement. The transcript has 10 exons. Bases 79 to 1803 code for a protein of 574 amino acids. NCBI's taxonomy places the organism in Eukaryota, Metazoa, Arthropoda, Insecta, Coleoptera, Tenebrionidae. Gene Ontology annotation, cellular component: cilium. The record is from RefSeq and is a predicted model, not a curated record.